GAUGGCGCGCUCGUUUUGCUGCUCCGCGCGGCUGAGCGGGCGGAGAUUCCCCGGUACACUGCCCCAUCUCUGGGUCUUAGCGUAACGCCAACGCGGAAGUGUGCAGCUGGUCCCAGGAGCAGUCUGUAAGAGCCAUCGGUAGCUGAUAUGGACUUGUAAAUCCACACAGUAUCCAGAUGCUGGGCAGUGGGGAGCACUUUCAUCUGCAGAAGCCAGUAUUAUUAAUUGAAAAAAUUGAGAAUGAUGACAUCGGGAGGAAGACCCUGAAGAUCACGGAUUUCGGCCUAGCCAGGGAGUGGCACAAAACCACAAAAAUGUCAGCAGCGGGCACAUACUCUUGGAUGGCUCCUGAGGUCAUCAAAUCAUCUCUCUUCUCUAAAGGGAGUGACAUAUGGAGUUAUGGUGUCUUGCUGUGGGAGCUGUUGACAGGAGAGGUGCCGUAUCGGGGGAUAGAUGGCCUCGCAGUUGCUUAUGGUGUGGCAGUCAACAAGUUGACCCUUCCAAUCCCAUCCACCUGCCCUGAGCCCUUCGCCAAGCUCAUGGAAGGUAAAUUAAGAAGGUACACGUGGAAUGUUGGAAAGCAUGUCUAGU
Messenger RNA from Thalassophryne amazonica, 591 nucleotides. Its product is annotated as mitogen-activated protein kinase kinase kinase 21-like. NCBI's taxonomy places the organism in Eukaryota, Metazoa, Chordata, Actinopteri, Batrachoidiformes, Batrachoididae. Gene Ontology annotation, biological process: protein phosphorylation. Gene Ontology annotation, molecular function: ATP binding; JUN kinase kinase kinase activity. The transcript is spliced from 3 exons. The record is from RefSeq and is a predicted model, not a curated record. Bases 177 to 590 code for a protein of 137 amino acids.